This is a messenger RNA of Colletotrichum spaethianum, 2511 nucleotides long. RefSeq lists its product as uncharacterized. The record is from RefSeq and is a predicted model, not a curated record. The transcript is spliced from 4 exons. The coding region runs from base 1 to 2511 and encodes 836 amino acids. Lineage: Eukaryota; Fungi; Ascomycota; Sordariomycetes; Glomerellales; Glomerellaceae.
AUGGGGGUAUAUAAACUUACCAAAGUCCUCAAGCGAGCGCUGCUUUUGGCUGCCCUUGGGCGAUUUGCCGUGCAUGAGGUUGUCAAAGCCAGCACUGUCCUGGAGAAGGUAGUAGACACCGGCGCAGACGCAGAAGACACCGAAGGAGAAGAUCCAGAUACGGACAACGGCAACAAUGGAGGUGUUGCUGUGCUCGAACCAACCCCAAAUGGUGAAGCAGGUGGCGAGGAUGUCGACGACGAAGAUGGCACCGGCCAACUGCCACGAAGGGAUGGAAGACCAGAAGGGUCCGUUGGCACGGGUGAUGAAGAUGAGCCAGUUCUCAGUGAGGGAGAUCUGGAGGAAGACAACCUCGUCGAGGUUACCGAAGUUCUGGACGAUACCGCCGUUGGGGCCGUGGGCGUACAUGGUGGUGACAGUGAUCCAGGUACCGACAGCGAGGACGAUACCGAGGAGGACGGACAUACCCCAAAGCUUGGGCAGGUUCCACUUGACAGGGCUCUUGGAGAAGGGGGCGUUGUCGUAGGCAAUAGCCAGGGUGGCGAUAUCGGCGAAAAUGGCAAUGAAGACGACAAGCUCAAUGUUCAGAGAACGGUUGAGGAUGGCAAUCCACAAACCAAGGAAGAUCUCCAAGUGGAUGGACAGAGCGAUACGGUAGACGACGUAGGCGUACAUGCGGUGGAAAAUCUGGCGGGAAGUCUUCAGGGCGUCAAUGAUGGCACCAAGACCGGGGGCAAGGAAGACAAUGUCGGCAGCGGAGCGAGCGGCGUCGGAGGCACCCUCAACGGCGAUACCAGUGUCAGCCUUCUUCAGGGAGGGGGCAUCGUUGACACCGUCACCAGUCAUGGCAACGAGGUAGCCACGCUGCUGAAGAAUCUCAACGACGUUGUACUUGUGCUGGGGAAAGACCUCGGCGAAACCAUCAGCAGCCUCAACGAAGUCGUAGACCUCAGAGCCGGGCAUGUCACCACCACCACCGAGACCGAGACGCUCAGCGUUGUAAAUGUUGGUGCCGAGACCGAGCUGGCGGGAAGUCUCACGAGCGAUACCGACGGCAUCACCAGUCAACAUCUUGAUGGACAGACCGAGAGACUUGGCCUCGUUGACGGUGCGGGCGGUGUCGUGACGGGGGGGGUCAGAGCAGGGCAUGAUUCCGAGAAUCUCCCAGGCACCGUCGUCACCACGCUUGCGGGCAACACCGAGAGAGCGGAAACCACGGGUGGCGAACUCAGCAACCUUGUUCUUGUAGGCCUGGUCAAUCUCGUCGGGGAUGGGGUGGUCCUGCUCGACGGUCUUGAGGACGAAGAGAGGGGCACCCUUGACACAGGUGAUGCGCUCACCGGCGGGGGACUGGACGAGGGCAGUGACCUUCUUGGAGACAGGGUCGAAGGGGAAGAACUCGAUGACCUGGUACUUGGAGAGGACAGACUUGGCGCGGGGGUAGUAGCGCAGAGACUUCAAGAAAGCCUUGUCGAUGGCAUCCAUACCCUUCUUCUUGCGGGAAGCAGCCAAGCAGGCAGUAAGCAUGAGGUCCUCGGGGUCGACACCGGCGACGGUAAUCUCGACACCAGCAAGGGACUCAAUAGCGGAAAGCUUCUGGACAAUGGCCUUCUUCUUGGCAAGGUAGGCAGCACCGACAGCCAUGGUGGUGGUGACGACGGCGGGAAGACCGACGGGAACACCAAUAAUGGUAAUGGCAAGGGUGAAGCGGAGAAUGUCGACAAUGCCGUUGGAGCGGGUGAAAAUGACGAGGACCAAGAGAAUGGUACCAAUGCCGUUCAGGACCUCGGUGAAGUGACCAGAGCCGGCGGAGGCAGCGUUGACGAGAGCGGCAGCGCGACCGACGAAGGUGUUGUCACCAGUGGCGGUAACGAUAACGAAAGCCUCACCACGCUUGACGGCGGAAGAGGCGUAGCAGUUGUCGUUGCGGUGCUUGUCGACGGCCAGAGACUCACCAGUGAUGGCGGACUGGUCGACCUGGAGGAAAGCAUCCUCGGUGACGAUGCGGCCAUCGGCAGGGAUAAUGGUACCCUCCUCAACCUGGAGGAUAUCACCGGGGACAACUUCGGGGGCCUCAAUCUCCUUCAGAGUGCCGUCACGGAGGACGACAGCCUUGAGGGCGAGAGUCUUCUUGAGUUCGGCAACAAUCUAGAGUGGGGCGCACAAUGUGGGGCGGUGUUGACUUACAGAUCCGGCCUGGAAUUCCUGAACAAAACCAACGGCAGCGUUAAGCAGCAGAAGACCGCAAAUAACACCAAAAUCGACCCAGUCCUCAAGACCAGCGGCAAGGACGGCGGCAGCCUCCAUGACGAACUGGAUGGGACCAACGAAGAACAUGAAGAACUUAAGGAUGAGGUUCUCCUUCUGCUCAGCCAUCUCGUUGCGACCCCACUUGCGGCGGCGGUUGAUAACCUCCUGCUCAGUGAGACCAAGACGGGUGUCAGUCUGGAGCUGCUCCUCAGGGACGACGCGGCCCAUGCCGGGAGUACCAUCCUCUAUGAAAGCUGUUAG